Molecule: messenger RNA, 382 nt
Organism: Paramecium octaurelia
Lineage: Eukaryota; Ciliophora; Oligohymenophorea; Peniculida; Parameciidae
Source: the annotation of a GenBank genome assembly
UAAAUAUAUUAUAAAUGGUUUCUAAGAUCAUAUUGACCUUAUUGAUUGGAUUAGUAACUUGCGGUUAAAGUAAUUACCAUUAAAAUGCUUUUUUUAGGUGAUAUUAAUAUAUAAGCGCAAUAACAAGAGUUUCAUGCUUGCUAACUUGUUUGUGAAAAUAAAGGAAUUAAUGUAAAAAGCCAAUGCAUAUAUACAUUGGCCAUAAGAACAACUGAACUUCUAUAUUAAGCAGAAGUAAGAUGCAAUAGAGUUAUUGAGGGAUUGGUUAACUAAUGCAUUAGAUCAUAGUGCGUAUAAGGCUAGGUUGAGCAAUCAUUACUUAAAGAUUUCUUAGCAGCAAGAUGAAUAAUAUUGAAUAUAUUUAUUAAUAAAUAAGUUCUUU